GCAUUAAUAACUAAGUUUUAAUAUGCUUUCUUAAUAAGUGUGAAAAUCCUAAAAAAUGCAUCUUUAAAAAACAGAGGGAGUAAGCAUUAAGCGCAAUGGCGUUUAGCGGAGUUGGCCGCCACUGCAAUAAUGGCGAUAUAUGAGGACACUACCAUGGGUCCAUGUGACAACCAUCCACCAAAUUCUGACCGUUGGAUCUCUAUCAUUUUCAUUCCUCAUCGCAAAGUGGUCAGCAUCCUCCACUACCACCAAAAAAGCUACCACAGUCUUAGGCUCUGCUCCAUCUCCAUGAAACUACUCUGUUGUACAAGUCGGCCAUUCAUUACCACUAUUGUCCUUCAGUAUGACGAGAUCACUUCUUCUUUAGUGAAGAGACCAUCCUCCAGCUCUGCCGCAAAGGAGAUCAUCUCACCAUUAGAGAUGGUUCAUUCUAAUUGCUCUCAAAAACCCUUUCAUAUAGGUGGCUCCUGCCGCUACAUCAGUCCGUUUCAUGGAUCGAUAUAUUCCCUCGAUGUGCUCAUCGCCGCACGUGGUAAGUGCUCAUACAUAUGCAUGCACACAGUAUGUGUAAGUGUGUAACAAUAAGUCCGAAUGGUAAAAGAUAACAUGCGCGCGGGAUAUAUCUUAGUUCAAUAAUCAGUGCAAUUAUAAUAGUAACAAAAACAUAUGAUACA
Molecule: messenger RNA, 674 nt
Organism: Raphanus sativus (radish)
Lineage: Eukaryota; Viridiplantae; Streptophyta; Magnoliopsida; Brassicales; Brassicaceae
Exons: 3
Coding region: 130-579 (149 amino acids)
Source: RefSeq, a predicted model, not a curated record